Molecule: messenger RNA, 1496 nt
Organism: Dreissena polymorpha
Lineage: Eukaryota; Metazoa; Mollusca; Bivalvia; Myida; Dreissenidae
Exons: 7
Coding region: 212-952 (246 amino acids)
Source: RefSeq, a predicted model, not a curated record
GAAAAAUCUUAAUAUUACGUGUAGAUGAUGAAUAAAUAAUAUAAAAAGUGCAUAAUGUAAGAGGUUUACGCUUCCGGCAUCUGUCGAAACAGCUGUCACAAAAUAUCUGUAUCGAUUUUAUGCUGUUGUCGUCAAUCUCUUAAUCAACAACAAACAUGUACACAAAUUUGGAAAAAACACGGAAGUGAAUGCAGACGAUAGUUGGAAAAAAAUGGCGAAACAACGAGCGCCCAACUUUACAUUACAAGAAAACACCCUCCUCGCUCAUUUGAUGGGUGAAGAGUACAUGAACUUCGGUAUGUCCAGGCAUAAACUGGACAGACAUAGGUUUACCAGCCAAAUUUCUAGCUCUGUAAAAAAGGAAAUGUGGUCAAAUGUGGAGACUACAUUUAACGCCAAUAGUACAGGGCCCCACAGAAAAGGGAGUGACCUCGAGAAAAAAUGGGAGAACCUCACAUCUACACAAAGAGGCAUUUACCAGGAUCAUCAGCGUAUGCUGACAUUGACUGGCAGUCCUCCGUUUAAUUCAAAAUGCACAAUCCUCACUGAGGCUGUGAUGAACGUAAUUGGAAAAGAGGGAGUUGACAUAAUGGGUAUUGGACCCAGCAGCCUAGACACCUCUAUUUUGCAAUUGACUGAUAUGCGUGAUGAUGACCAGCAAGAUGCUGAAAUCAACAGGACCAUGUGUACUUCAAGUGCUGCGAUGUCAAAAUCAGUUUCCUUUAAUCCGAAAAGAAGAUAUACACCAUCGAUGGCUGAGAAUGGCUAUAGAAGCGCAACUAUUUCUCCUCCAGACAAACCUUCACCAUCAUGUUGCAGUCAUUGCAGUCUACAUGAACUUAAUGCCUUGAAGAAGAGGAAGCUGGAGCUUCAAAUACAAUUGUUUGAGGCCCAGUUGGCGCGAUUUGAUGAGGAAUAUAUUAUUAUGUUAUUUGUUAUUAUUUUGUUAUGAAGAUAUAGUUUAGUUAUAUUAAAGAGUUACAUGAAAUUCAUCUUCAUUGUGUAUUUCUUGUGAUUUUUGGAAAAAUUGUAUACAGUAACUUUAGUAAGUUUAAAAUGUUCUAAAAGCUUAAAUAGUUGUUUCAAUUAAAAAUGCAAGUCAUUUGAAUUAACAGGUCUGAAAACAUGACUUAUUCAAUGUGAAUAUGAGUUGCGUUCUGAGAAAACCGGGCAUAAUGCAUGUGGGUCAAGUGACGUCCCAGAUAAGCCUGUGCAGUCCACACACUCGCUUUUACAUUUUUCGUUUAAAUGAAGUCUCUUCUUAGCAAAAAUCCAAUUUAGGCGUGAAGUGUAGUCCCUGAUUAUUCUGUGUGGACUGCAAUAUCUGGGCUAAUCUGGGAUGACACUUUACGCACAUGCAUUAUGCCUAGUUUUCUCAGAUCACGACACCUAUGAUCUAAAAAAAUGUAUUUGCUACUACAUUCCUGUAACGAAGGCCAUCUUCAUUUCCAUGGUAAUUUUCAGGAUGAUCUGGUAAGGCAUCUAUGUCCAAAGGA